AUGAAUGAUAUCGAGAGAUUAAAACAAAGUACUGCUAAUGAAAGACAAAUGAGCGGAACAGCUACUGAAGAACAGCCUUUAUUUGUUGAAACAACUCAUUGUUCAGUCUCUUCAGGCAUCCCUUCAAAUCAGUCAAACUCGAUGUCCGAUUGUGUCGACAAUAAGGCGUUUAAAGAUUAUUUAAAUUUGCAAAAGUUUUCUAAUGAUUUUGAGAACUCAUUUCAGAGUUUUGUUUCCGAAACCAAAUUCAAGCAAAAGAGAAAUGAUUUGCAGUUAUUUGUGAAGACGACUAUCAAUACGAUAUCGUGUGAAUCGGUUGAACACAUUAGAGACAAAUUGAAUCGUUUGACACAAUUAUUGAGUGAGAAGAACGUCGAAUACGGAGCAAAACAAAUGAAAUGUUGUGCAAACGACGGCUCUCUUAAUUUCUGCAUUAGUCUGACCUCUAAAAUGUUUGUCAGUGUCUGCACUAAACAGAAAGACAUCGCACUAACAAUGGCUCCAAUUGUUGUACUUUUAUGGCAACGGUUUCCCACAUUUGGAAAGAUAUUUAUGGCCCAAAUGCAUGAUAAGUGUCCAUAUCUGGUGCCCUAUUACCCAAAACGUGACACCGAAGACAAUGCGGACAAUGAGAGCAAAUAUAUGAUUGCUUGUGGCUAUACGAUAGCCAAAGACGGAACUCUAGAACCAGAGGACGCUUUUCUCAAUAGAAUGCGAGCAAUGAUUAAACUGUAUUCGGCUGUCAUUCAGUCCAAUGUUGACGACAAUCAUCCGCACGGCUUAAUGUUUGCCUGGAUUUGGAUCGCAAGGACUUUAAACUUGAAGCCCCGGCCGGCCAUCACUGCAGCCGUUUUAGAUUCAUUUCUUGGCAUUUGUUCGCAUAAAUUAUAUCGUUAUUACGGCAAACAAUUUGUCAAAAUAAUUGAUUUCAUAUCUAAUGACUAUAUGAAACGCAUUGAAAAUGUCACCACAAAAGAGACUAAACGUCAGUCUUUAGUGAAACUUGAGAUGACUGUCGCAGACAUGAAGAGAAAGUUGAGUAGAAAUGCGAAUCAUAGAGAUAUGGCGCCGGACGGCAUAAUACCCGACUUUUUCUUCGAAAAAUUAAAGGCUUAUAUAAGUAAGGAGUCGUCGAACUCCUCUUCCUUGGGUUCGUGUUGUUGGGCUGCGAUCUUCUUUAGCGUCUUAUUUAUACAGUCUUGUAGUGACUCAACAGCACCCGAAUCCAGAGCCGAUAAACACGCGUUCAAUACUUCGUCACCGGAUCUGAGUUUGAGGAACGCCACUAAAGCGUGUUCUGAAUUCACUCUAACCAUUGAAUUCUUCUCUUUCGUUCCGUUCACCAGAAGUGGUACUAAUGUCUUGAAGAGAACCGAUGGAAACGAUCCGUCACUCGAUUUAGCGAUAAAUGUGGUCGAAAUGGCGACCUCUUUAGUGAAACUUGAGAUGACUGUCGCAGACAUGAAGAGAAAGUUGAGUAGAAAUGCGAAUCAUAGAGAUAUGGCGCCGGACGGCAUAAUACCCGACUUUUUCUUUGAAAAAUUAAAGGCUUAUAUAAGUAAGGAGUCGUCGAACUCCUCUUCCUUAGGUUCGUGUUGUUGCGCUGCGAUCUUCUUUAGCGUCUUAUUUAUACAGUCUUGUAGUGACUCAACAGCACCCGAAUCCAGAGCCGAUAAACACGCGUUCAAUACUUCAUCACCGGAUCUGAGUUUGAGGAACGCCACUAAAGCGUGUUCUGAGUUUACUCUAACCAUUGAAUUCUUCUCUUUCGUUCCGUUCACCAGAAGUGGUACUAAUGUCUUGAAGAGAACCGAUGGAAACGAUCCGUCACUCGAUUUAGCGAUAAAUGUGGUCGAAAUGGCGACCGUUUGCUUCACUUCAUUGCUCUGUUUAGAAAUGACAACAAAAGCAAACCCUUGCGAAGGCUGUGAGAAGUAUUUGCGGAGGAAUUUGGGAUUUGACCAAAUAUUGUUUGAUGAGAUAUGCGGACCCUUUGAUGCCAUUGAUCACAAUCUGAACUCUAUCUGA
This is a messenger RNA of Medioppia subpectinata, 2028 nucleotides long. The record is from the annotation of a GenBank genome assembly. NCBI's taxonomy places the organism in Eukaryota, Metazoa, Arthropoda, Arachnida, Sarcoptiformes, Oppiidae.